Dendrobium catenatum is the source of this 1829-nucleotide messenger RNA. RefSeq lists its product as uncharacterized. NCBI's taxonomy places the organism in Eukaryota, Viridiplantae, Streptophyta, Magnoliopsida, Asparagales, Orchidaceae. The coding region runs from base 256 to 1614 and encodes 452 amino acids. The transcript is spliced from 4 exons. The record is from RefSeq and is a predicted model, not a curated record.
UUGAACUUGAGCUCCGCAUUCCAAAUAUUUGAUCGGGGAUCAAAAUCUGGUUUUCUGAGAAACCCUAACGGUGGAGAAACUAGAAAUUAAAAACGUAGACUGAAUCCAAGCAAUUAUAAUUUCCAUUUCAUAGUCGAAGAUUUCUUGGUAUCGAUUCAUCGGUUAUUCUAUUCGAAAAUGGAUCGACAGAGCAUCCAGUGAUGCGGGGAGUGUGAGGCUGUCUUAUCUGUAAGAGAGAGUUUGUGCGAGAAUUAGAUGAUGGAUCCCAAGGCGUCUGCCAAAGCGAAGAGGUCUUACUCUCAACAAGGUCGAAGGAAACACCCUUCGCCGGCUGCGAUUGCCCAGAAGAAGAAAGCCGCCCAGGUAGGAUCAGAGGCGAAAGUCCAGCGAGAGCGCUCUCAUGAUCUGCCUUCUAAUUUGGAUCGUUAUGAUGAAGGCGAGGAUGAAGCCGAGAGCUCCUCCAGUACCGCAUUGGAAGAAGGAGGAAUUCCGCCUAAGAGCAAAGGGGCGGAUUUUGUCUACUUGAUCGAGCAGGCUCGGUCACAGCAGCAAGAGCUUGGACCACCAACCCUGCAUGAAGCCCCGUCCUUCUUUGACGAGCUCGCCACAGAUUUCAUGAAGGGGGUAAGCUCUAUACAUACUGUAAGAAGAAAGAAUCUUCUAUCUCGCUGUGAAGAUGACAACUUCGUUGUGGAUGUUGACCUCACUUCAAGCUAUGAGAUACCAUUUCUUAACUUGGAUUUGCAUGCUAUCGCUGCACAACUAUCAAAAAUUAAACUUUCAGAGAGGCUUUUUAUCGAAGAAGAUCUAUUGCCCGAGGAUCUUCGUUUUGAUGACUCAAAAGGUAGUUCAUCGUCUUUUCAAUCAGAAAAACUUGAGGAGAUUGGCGCAGAACAAAAUAUGGAAGAACCAAAUUUGCUUGGCCAUACUGAGGACCCCAGCACCACUAUUUUCCCCAAUCCAAACAUCUCCCAAGCUUAUCCCGCACAAGGAAAUGACCAAGAAACAACAGUUGGUACAAAUUCAGGGCAGCCCUGUGAUAUAAGAGAAACUGAAGAAUCACUAGGAAAUAUCAGCAAAAGCUCUACAUUGAAGGUUAGAGAAGCAGAAGCAGAGCUUGACAUUCUUCUUGAAUCAUUCAAAGAAAUCGGUCUUUCAGGCUCCAUUCAGGAUAAACCUUCUUCUAAGAUCUCUUUUGAUGAAUCUCUGCCAUUGCAUUGGAAAUCAGAUGUCAAUAGAAAACAGCCAGCAGAUGCAAUAGAUAAUUCUCCAAAUUCUGAUUUCUUUUAUCCAAUGCAGCAACAAUCAAUUGAUCAAGGUCAGGUUCCUUCAAAGAAUACAGUGGCAACCUCAAUAGAUGAUUCAAUUGAUGAUUUGCUUGCUGAAACCUCAUCAAUCCUGAAAAUGCAAAAACACAUUAGAGCUCCAGCUCCAAUGUUUUCUACUACAAACAGCUUCCAGCCGCAUUCUAGUUCAAGCUCCAUUGAUGAGCUUCUUGGAGGGCGAAAGUCCAUAGCAAUUCAAAAUGGAGCGGCUUCGUCCGAGGCUUGUUCUUCCAAUCCAGACUCGAAAGCGCAGAUGGAUGAUUUUGAUUCAUGGAUGGAUUCGUUCUGAUGAAUUCUCGGUAUAGCCAUGAUAGAUUGAGCUACAGAGAGCUUGCAGAUCCUUGUAGAUUUUUAUCUUAACAGUUUCUGUGUGGAAAUAAGGUUUCUGCUUGUUUUUUAGCAGGAAACGAGAUGGAAAGAAGGCACUGCCAUUAGCUUCUGCUCAUCAUUCUCUCUUCAGAGAUUUCUGGUGUUAUGGAAUUGGAUCAGAAUAUCAUAGGUAAA